This is a messenger RNA of Pomacea canaliculata, 2169 nucleotides long. Its product is annotated as polyadenylate-binding protein 4-like. The coding region runs from base 390 to 2024 and encodes 544 amino acids. The record is from RefSeq and is a predicted model, not a curated record. NCBI's taxonomy places the organism in Eukaryota, Metazoa, Mollusca, Gastropoda, Architaenioglossa, Ampullariidae. The transcript has 10 exons. Gene Ontology annotation, molecular function: poly(A) binding; mRNA 3'-UTR binding; poly(U) RNA binding. Gene Ontology annotation, cellular component: cytosol; nucleus; cytoplasmic stress granule.
AAGCGCUGAAACAACUCUGUUUGCGAAAUGCUGAGAACUAGAUUUUUGUCUCGGAUGAAGAUCAGCACAAAAGGGACUUUCAAACAGUCAGCAAAAAAACAUUAGCUGUCGCCAUCUUCAAAUGCACCGCUAGGUAGGUUGCCGUCAAUUAUCGUCAGUUUCAUGGCAGAUUUUUUUGUCAGACAGGGCGUUUGAGAAGUACAGCGUAUAAACAUUCGCAGAAAAGUCUCGGAAUUCAAAACCGAAAUAUCCCCCAAAAUACCCAAAAAAAUCGGAAAAACUGUCAAACCUUAGGGAAAAAAAUCAGCCGGUAAGAGCAGAUCUAGAAGUGCACUCCUGAAACUGCAAAAUUCCGAACGAAGAAGGGCUCCUUAUCUGGCGAUCCAGGAAUGAAUCCUGCAGCUCCUAGCUAUCCUAUGGCGUCACUAUACGUCGGAGACCUGCAUCCUGAUGUGACUGAGGCCAUGUUGUUCGAGAAGUUCUCCACGGCGGGACCGGUUCUGUCUAUCCGCGUAUGUCGGGACAUGAUCACCAGACGAUCCCUGGGAUAUGCUUAUGUCAACUUUCAGCAACCUGCCGAUGCUGAAAGGGCACUGGACACUAUGAACUUCGAUUGCAUCAAAGGGAGACCUAUCCGAAUAAUGUGGUCUCAGCGAGAUCCCUCCUUGCGCAAGUCUGGUGUUGGGAACGUCUUCAUCAAAAAUCUGGACAAGAGCAUCGACAACAAAGCCCUGUUUGACACCUUUUCUGCUUUUGGAAACAUCAUGUCAUGCAAGAUUGCCUGUGAUGAGAAUGGCUCAAAGGGCUACGGUUUCGUGCACUUUGAGACAGAGGAUGCUGCCCGUCAGGCCAUCGAAAAAGUGAAUGGCAUGCUACUCAACGGGAAAAAAGUGUUCGUGGGUCGUUUCAUCCCACGCAAGGAACGCUUGCUGCUGAUGGGGGACAAGGCGCGAAAAUUCAACAACGUCUACAUCAAGAACUUUGGUGACGAUCUGGACGACGACAAGCUGAGGCAGCUGUUCGAGCCCUUCGGCAAGAUCAUUAGUGCCAAGGUUAUGACUGACCACCAGGGAAAUUCCAGGGGCUUCGGAUUUGUGAGUUUUGAGGAGCCGGAGGCCGCAGAAAAGGCUGUGCAAGCUAUCAAUGGCACGGAUAUCAAUGGCAAGAUCGUCUUUGCUGGCCGAGCCCAAAAGAAGAUGGAGCGGCAGGCCGAGUUGAAGGAGAGGUUUGAAAAGCUCAAGACGGAGAGAGUCGGGCGGUUCCAGGGCGUCAACCUCUACGUCAAGAACCUCGACGAGGUCAUCGACGAUGAGCGGCUGCACAAGGAGUUUGCGCAGUUUGGCACCAUCACCAGCGCAAAGGUGAUGACGGAAGGGGGUCGUUCCAAAGGGUUUGGCUUCGUCUGCUUCACUUCCCCUGGGGAAGCCACACGGGCCGUCACGGAGAUGAACGGCCGCAUCAUCGUGGCCAAGCCCCUGUACGUGGCUUUGGCCCAACGCAAGGAGGAUCGUCGGGCCUACCUCGCUUCUCGAGUCAACGUGGGUAGGCAGACAAACCAGCCCUUUGCCAACCAGAUGUUCCAGCCCAGUGGAGCAGGAUACUUCAUCCCUACUGUGCCCCAGGCUCAGAGAGGGUUCUUUGCCCCUGCCCAGAUGCCGCAGGUCCGCAGGGGACAGUGCUGGCAAAACCAGUCGCGUGUCACCCAGCCUGCCCAGCAAACCUACCAGACAGUGACUCCUCAAACACCAACCAUCCACCGCAGUCGCACCACAGGCAGCGGCCAGACACCUGGGCCUGCGUCCAACUCCCACGCGCGAGCCAUCAUGGGUCAGACGGUGGCCACCACUCCUGUCGUGGCGGCCUCCCACUGCACCACGGGGAUGGUGCCAGCCACCAACACAGCGUCCAACGUCAUGACCAGUCAGCCGGUACCGCCCCCACGUACCACCUACAAGCUGGCCUCGCACAUCGCAACCCAGCCUCCCAGACCCUGCAGUACGUCAGUCAGCAGACUGGAGGGCUGAAUGUGGGCAGCCAGGAGCCUCUAACAGCAGCAUUGCUGGCCUCUGCUCCACCCCAAGAGCAGAAGCAGAUUUUGGGUGAGCGGCUCUUCCCACUCAUUCGACGCAUGGCCCCAUCCUUGGCGGGUAAAGUCACAGGCAUGCUGCU